UUGUGUGUUUUGACAGAAUGUGACACAAUCAAAACAAUAUUGCUAUUUUCAAUGUGAUAAAAUUUAUUCUGGUUUUUCUUUGUGAAAAUCGUAUUUUUCCAAUACUUUACCAAGCUCAUUGAACAUUGAAAAUGGAACAAGAAAUUGAUAAAGUCUUAGACGACACAAUUGCCAAUGAAAAUAUUACAGCAUGUUUGAGUGCGAAUCGACACGGCCUUUGCAUUGGAGCUCGUGGAAACAUUUCACAGCAAUCGUCUGGUCUACUAGUUGCGCUGCUUGACCAAGCUCAAAAAUUGGAACCACAAUCCGGUCCGCCAGUCGUUAUAUUGGAAACAGCAAAGAACUCUUGUUUGAUCCACAAACAUGGAGUUACCGGAGUCAUUGUGAAGAAUCUCGACCGAACGAAUUAAUCUAAUCACAAGGAAAAAUCCAAUGAAUUCGCAUAAGAAGCAUGUUUGUUUAUUAAGAUAUGUUCAUAUUUGGAAUUCCAAAUAAAAAAUAAACAAUUUUUUUAAUUAAA
This is a messenger RNA of Sitodiplosis mosellana (orange wheat blossom midge), 520 nucleotides long. RefSeq lists its product as uncharacterized. Bases 132 to 410 code for a protein of 92 amino acids. Gene Ontology annotation, cellular component: Ragulator complex; lysosome; cytoplasm. Gene Ontology annotation, molecular function: guanyl-nucleotide exchange factor activity. Gene Ontology annotation, biological process: positive regulation of TORC1 signaling; cellular response to amino acid stimulus. The record is from RefSeq and is a predicted model, not a curated record. Lineage: Eukaryota; Metazoa; Arthropoda; Insecta; Diptera; Cecidomyiidae. The transcript has 4 exons.